This is a messenger RNA of Hydra vulgaris (swiftwater hydra), 1330 nucleotides long. RefSeq lists its product as uncharacterized. NCBI's taxonomy places the organism in Eukaryota, Metazoa, Cnidaria, Hydrozoa, Anthoathecata, Hydridae. The record is from RefSeq and is a predicted model, not a curated record.
UCUACGCUUUGGCACAAUCAAAAUCACGUUACUUAUUCUUAAAUAACCUUUUUAAUCAGUCAUUAAAAAGGUUAACCAAGGCAAGAAGCAUCGAUAAAGAGCUAAAAAAAAAACGAGAAAAAAACAACAUUUCGGUAUCAUUUGUCAUCUGUCUUUAUAAAUUUAGUAUUAUAGAUAGAAAAAUGGCCAUGGAAAAAAUUAAUUGGGAGCCUGAGGCAAAGAUAUUUGUGUUUCAUGAAGAGAUUAUUGGAAAACCUAAAAUGCACACUAAACGCUUGGAUCUGCACGAUUGGAUUAAAAUUGACAAUACUUACGUUGAUCAGCAACAGCUGAAAAAAACGUUGUUAAAAACUGAACGUGAUAAAAUUUUUGUUACAAGCUCUAACAGUUCUACUGAGAUGUGUAAAUGGGAAUUUUUUCAGUUAAUUAUCAACUUUUUACCAAAACGCUUUCCAGACUUAUUUGAAGAAAGACCUGGAUGCAUUUUUAACAAAGUUUUUAAAGAAGAAGUAUCCACAGCUCGUCAUGCUAAGGAAGAUCUGCUUAUUAGAAUUUCAAGUUUGACUCAAGAAGAUUGGGUAAUACUAGAGUGGAGUGACGCAAGCCAAGGUUAUGUUUUAACUGCUGGUGUUGUUUUUUUCCCAAUGCGAUGGUCGUUAAAAGCAAAAUUCAAUAACGUUCUUGUAGAUAUACAUGCACCAGUUGCGCAAUUCACCAAAAACUUUACUUUUAAAGCCCAAAGUCUUAUGAAAAGUAUGAAGUCUGAGUCCCCAAUAUGGAGAGCAAACUGGAGUAUUUUUAACGAUCUAAAAGGUCCACUUGAUCUUUAUGCACCAAAAGGUCAUAUGGAACGUAAUGAAAAAAAUAGUGUUACAGACUACGUAGGUGAAAGAACGGGACGUGAAUUAACUUUUAGGGUUGAAUACCAAACUCUAAGAAAAUUACCAGAAACUCAAUGUAUUGUUUUUAGCAUAAGAUCUUAUCAACGGUAUUUGGAGGAUUUUAAACAGUUUCCCCUCUUCGAUUCUGAAGGUUUGUUAAAAGCAAUAGAAAACCUUAAUGAAGAUGAAAAAGAUUACAAAGGUGCCAUUUUUUGGAGCGAAGCAGCAAAGAAGUAUUUAAAAAACAAUGUAAUAAAUGCUAAACAUUUGAAAACAAAUAGCUUGACUUUAAAACCUUCAAUGGUUUUUUCUAUUGUUGCGUGUUCGUUAUUUGUUGCUUUCGUUUUAAAAAGAAAGUAUUUUAGAUAAAUCCUGGAUUUUGUGAAUGCAUUUAUUCUUUAAAAGUUGUAAUUGUUAUUGGUUUAAUAAUAAUGCUUAAUUAUUUUUUA